Molecule: messenger RNA, 2326 nt
Organism: Camponotus floridanus (Florida carpenter ant)
Lineage: Eukaryota; Metazoa; Arthropoda; Insecta; Hymenoptera; Formicidae
Gene: fws
Product: conserved oligomeric Golgi complex subunit 5
Biological process (GO): intra-Golgi vesicle-mediated transport
Cellular component (GO): COG complex
Source: RefSeq, a predicted model, not a curated record
CGGCCUAUGGAACAGCCGUAUGUAAGUAUAAUCUAAAAAUGGGUGACGUAUCGAGUUGGGAAGAUAUAGAAAAUGAUCAAUUCUUUAAACAACUAUUGACUGGCGACUCCAAAAAAGCUGACAUUAGUCCGUUGUUAUCAGUGGCUCAACAAUUAAACAAGCUAGGACAAGCUAUCGAAGUGUUAAAUGUUGAGUUGCAAAAACAAGUACUUGCCAAUCACGAGGAUUUACUAUCUCAGGCAACAUGGGUUGAAAAGUUGGAAGGAGUGCUUUUUAUAAUACAGUCUCAUAUACAGAGUCUUUUAUCAGCAGUCGAACGAUUACGUGGAAAAAUUGUCGAUCCAUUUAAUAGAAUUGAGAUGCAAACGAUUGUAUUGGCACGACUUCAUGAGACUUCUGAUCUUUUAAGAAGAGUUGCUAGAAUGCAACAUUUAUCAAAGCGUUUAAACUCUCAAAUGAAUAGCAUCACUCAAGGUCCAGAUAUUGUUAAAGCUGCCAACAGUCUGCAUGAACUUGAACAAUUAAUGGCAGACACUGAUCUUAACGGCUUAGAUGUAAUUGCGGAUGAUCAACUGGCUGUAAAAGCUCAGAGAGCUACUGUACAAAGAAUAGCCACUCAUACAUUAACACAAGGUUUACAGGCAAUGGACAGGACAAAAGUAAGCACAGCUGUUCAGGUCUUUCAAAACUUGGGGAUAAUUGACGGAGCUGUGGACACAACUAUAGAAUCUACUCUUUCUGAUGUAGAAAGGAUUUCUACAGAUUUACUGGACAUAUCCUUGAUGACUAAUCAAGAUUUUGGUAAACGUGGAGCGCCUGGCAGAGCUGCGAUUCCGUCGCCUGGAUCGUCUGGAAAUUUACGCACGAAAAUCUGGGAAAAUCUCGAACGUCUCUUUCAAGAUACUUUAUAUACUCAGUGUUUACAGAUAGAGUUGCUGCAAAGAGUAUUGUUGGAACAUCAUACAAAGGGUUUUGAUAAUUUGUCUGAAAAAUUUUGGGAUAAAGUAAAUGCCUUGCUCGCAAAAAUCUUGGUUGAACGUGCUCAAGGAUCGUCGUUCGUUAAACAAGCUUUAGAAGGAGAAUAUCCAAAAUUUUUAAGAAUAUUUUUGGACUUGAGUAAACGGUUGAAAGAAAGAUCUCAAGAAAAUCCAUAUUUAUCGCGUUCGGUAUCUCGACUUUUGGAUCCAGUACACAAUAUGUUUUCUGGAGAAGGUUUACCAUCACAUGAUGAAAUUGACAGUCUUAUUCGUACAAUUACAAAUGAACUGAGUGUAUCAUUGGUGGACGAUGGACUCUCAACUGUAGUAUCCCGUAAUGUAGGAAAAGCAAUAAGAUUAUUCUGCUUAAAAUGUGAACAAACUAUUGUAACUGGUGGUGAAGCCAGCCAAGUAAUCGAUUCUCCUACCACUGGUCAACAGACAAACAUUACGCUCGCGAAUCUUAUGCAUUAUCUUGCAAAUCAAACGAAUCGCGUGAUAGCGAAUUUAGCGGGAGGAUUAUCUUCCGAAGGGAGUGCUAUUAUUACCACGGCACUCAAAGAAACGGACGCAUUAACGAAGAGUAUACUCGCACCGUUAUUAAUUUCUAUUAGCGAUGCAAUUGAAAGCAUCAUCUUAACGAUGCAUGAUGAUCCUGAAUUCAAAGAGACGUGUAGUCCUUUGGGAAAAGAAAUCGGCUGUUCUCUUUACAUGCGAGAAUUACAAGGCUUUAUUUUACGAUCUGUGAAUACAUUCUUAUUACCGUACAAAAAUCAAAUAGUUGUAGCCGAAAGCUGUAAAACCGUCGUAUCAAGAUGCAUAGAAUUAUUUGUGCGCCAUGCCUGCUUAUUAAGACCUCUGAGUGAUUUUGGCAGAGCAAAACUUUUGAUCGAUUUCGCUCAAAUGGAAGUAGCUGUCGCACCGUUAUGUCGCGGUGGCCAGAUGAGUCUGCUCGAGCAACAGCAAUAUAGAACUUUGCGAGCGUUAAGAACCUUACUACCCCUAAGUCCCGAGGAGAUGGUGGACAGAAUUUUGGAAGGGCAAGGAGAGAGCAGCGUGUCGCCGUCUCUUAUUCUCUUGCAUUUAUUUUCCGGUGCACCGCCCGAAUUAGUGUCGCCACAUCAGAGUGCCGGAUGGUCUAUAGGCCGAUUAUCUCAGUGGAUGGACAAUUAUCCGAAUGAACGGGAUAGAUUAACUUUAUGUAGUGGACCGUUAGAACGUUAUCAAUUGACAAUUCGACAACAAAAUCUUCCAUCAUUCCAUCCUUUAUUUCCACAGAUGAUGAAAUUAGCUAAUUUGAGAGAACAUUCAAAUCAAUAAAUAAAAGGUAUGUCACAUAUGUAAUAUUA